CGUUCUUCCGGUGUAGGCGGAGCUUGCAUUCCGGGGACGUAGACAAAAAUCGACGUAGUUUUCUUUUCAUCCUCACUAGUAGUUUGUGUUGUGUUCGUCAUAUUUGUGACUGUGACCAGCUCACUUUUUACAACACACCAGCAUUUUGCAACGAUGGUCGCCAAACAGAGGAUUCGUAUGGCCAACGAGAAACACAGCAAAAACAUCACCCAGAGAGGCAACGUCAAAUCGACGAGAACCGUGAGUGAUGAGAAAGUGUCGGUGGGACCGUGGCUGUUGGCACUCUUCAUCUUUGUUGUUUGCGGCUCAGCAAUAUUCCAGAUCAUUCAGAGCAUUCGAAUGGGCAUGUAAAGAGGACCAGUGAUGUCUCAACUCUCCACUCCUCGCCACUUCCACAUACUGCGCCCAAUGAGCUUUUCUGAAAGGCUUUUUGUUGAUUAUAUUGAUUUAUCUUCUUCUGUGAGGUGCAACAAUUCUGUCAUUCCUCUCUGGUGCCUUUUUAAUGAAGAAAAAAAUCAAAAAGCCAUAAAAUUGCAUUCCGAUCAAUUGUAACGUUAUCUUCUGUCGAUCUAUUGUUUGAUGUAAUGUAAAAAAUCGUGAUGUCGCAAGGAGUGAUGUGAUUUGUAAUGUCUGAUUUCUCGAUCAUUCCUGAAAUAAUUGUGCAAAACUGAUUUAAUGUUAUUGUUUUUUGGGACCCCCAAACAUUCAAUCAUUUUGUAGUUUCCACAAGAUAUUAUGAAUGAAAAGCCAGUCUGCUAAUCUAUAUCACACCUCAUAUUCAUUUUCUUCAACUUGCUUUCUUAGUAAUUUAAUAGCUGCUUCCUUUCUUCCAGAAUAUGAAAUUUCAGCCUGGAUAAUGUAGUUCUCUGGCACAUUGUGGUACUCUUUACCAUAAUAAAAUGAGUUUUUUUUUUUCUCAGAUGA
Messenger RNA from Pimephales promelas (fathead minnow), 924 nucleotides. Its product is annotated as stress-associated endoplasmic reticulum protein 1. Gene Ontology annotation, biological process: endoplasmic reticulum unfolded protein response. The record is from RefSeq and is a predicted model, not a curated record. Gene Ontology annotation, cellular component: endoplasmic reticulum. NCBI's taxonomy places the organism in Eukaryota, Metazoa, Chordata, Actinopteri, Cypriniformes, Leuciscidae.